Molecule: messenger RNA, 660 nt
Organism: Asparagus officinalis (garden asparagus)
Lineage: Eukaryota; Viridiplantae; Streptophyta; Magnoliopsida; Asparagales; Asparagaceae
Product: polynucleotide 5'-hydroxyl-kinase NOL9-like
Exons: 2
Coding region: 133-636 (167 amino acids)
Source: RefSeq, a predicted model, not a curated record
GUGUAUUUAUUCCAUUUAUAGUAGCAGGACUUUGUUAUUUUUUCCUUAUAAAUACGAGUCACUUGACUUUUUAUUUUUCCAUUACAUGACUUGGAGUUUCAUUGUUCCUUUUGGCUUUUCAUUCCUCUUGACAUGAGUAUUUACUUCAUUUAUAGUAGUCCGGUUUCAUCUUACUUGAUUUUUACAUUUAUAAUUAUGUUGCUUUCUGUUGAAGAAUCUAUGUUGCUUUCUAUGUUAUUUAUUGAAAUUUGUGCUGCAGUAAAGGACUCUUCUAGUGUGUCAAUGCGCAAGGAUGCUGCACAUGUUCUCAGAGACGUUCGUAUAAUUGCAUACUUUAGGCAGUGUCUUCCACGAGAGCUAGCCAUUGCAACAUACAAAGAUCUUGUUCGUAAUUUGGCUUCUGCUCCUGCUCAUGAAAUCUCUCUUUCAAGAAUCAGAGUUAUUGAACUCCACUGUGAGGGCAAUGAUAACAUUUCUCACAGUUUGAAAGCUAAGAUUGUUGGCUUAGGAAUCAGUGCUUCAAUCCCUCCUUCGCCUGAGAAUGCCUCACCGAAUUGUGUUGGACUUGGUACGUGCUACUCUAUUAUCUUAAAAGGUUGUCUCGAAGCUCCUGCUUGUUUAUUACAGGUGCAUUAGCUUUUCCUUGAAGAAAUAGCUCGU